AUGUCGGCUCGGGGAGGAUUCGGCGACCCUCAGCUUCUAACCCGGCGCAUCCCCUCGAAUCCCAAGUAUCAACAUAUAAAAACUCGUCUGGAUACUGGAAACAGUUUGUCAAAAUACAUGGAAAAAAUGGAAGAGAUCAAAAGAAAUUACAGGUAUAAAAAGGAUGAGCUGUUUAAAAGGCUGAAGGUGACAACUUUUGCUCAAUUGGUUCUCCAGGUUGCCUCUCUGUCCACUGAAACAGUAGAAGUGACAGACGAGGAGCUGCACAAGCUGCCAGGUGACACCUCCCCAGGUGCUGAUGCUGCAGGUGACGAUGCAGCAGGGACAAAUGGCAAAGGGAGCCCUGAGGGGACACCCAGCCCUGUCCUGUUCCUGAACAACUCAGGAGCUGGGGAAUCCCAUCGCUCCACGCUGCAGAGUGUGAUCAGUGGGGUUGGGGAACUGGACAUUGAGAAGGAUUCUCCAAAGAAAGAGGACACCCAGGCCAAGGAGAGGCCUUAUCCUGACUGCCCGUUCCUGCUGCUGGACGUGCGGGACCGCGACGCCUACGAGCAGUGCCACAUUGUGGGAGCUUAUUCCUACCCCAUUGCAACGUUGUCCAGAACCAUGAAUCCAUAUACAAAUAAUAUUCUGGAAUAUAAAAAUGCCCAUGGAAAAAUCAUCAUCGUGUACGACAACGACGAGCGCUUGGCGAGCCAGGCGGCCACCACCAUGUGUGAGAGGGGCUUUGAGAACCUCUUCAUGUUGUCUGGGGGCCUCAAGGUCCUUGCCCAGAAGAUCCCAGAGGGGCUGAUCACCGGCACGCUCCCCGCAUCCUGCCAGGUGGCAGCUCCCACGGGAACUGCCCGCAGGAGAACUCCCAGGGUGCCAGCCACACGUGCAGAGAACAAAUGGAGGUUUUCUGCUGAUGAUCUGCAGAAGUUAAGGCAUUACCUGGCUGAGGAGCAGAUUCCUUCAGACACUGCCAGCCGCCUUACCCGGGGUAGUUCGGGCCACGAUUCCAAGUUCUCAUCCGUGAGGAGCAACCCCAGCCUCCCCAGCACUGCUGGCACCGUGGGAUCCCUGAGCAGCCGCUCCCACAGCAGGACCAGCAUCCAGAACAGGCCCUGGAAAUAA
Cinclus cinclus is the source of this 1116-nucleotide messenger RNA. It is a transcript of the gene CEP41, whose product is annotated as centrosomal protein 41. The coding region runs from base 1 to 1116 and encodes 371 amino acids. Gene Ontology annotation, biological process: protein polyglutamylation; cilium assembly. NCBI's taxonomy places the organism in Eukaryota, Metazoa, Chordata, Aves, Passeriformes, Cinclidae. The record is from RefSeq and is a predicted model, not a curated record. Gene Ontology annotation, cellular component: ciliary basal body. The transcript is spliced from 11 exons.